UUCCGGUUUCCAACGUGUUGCCUUUUUCGCUUCAGUCUACAUAUUUCGUCAUUGUCUUGCAACCCUUUGACAUACAAUUAACGAAAACUCAAACAGAAUUAAUGAUGCUGAUAGGAAGAGGAAAAGAAGACCGGAAGUCACGGGAGACUGAACUUUCCGGAGACGUUUCAGGGAAGCUUGACGUCUUGUUGAUGGACUCCGACGACGGAAACGAGCUCUCCUACGAGGGUCUGGUCGAAGAAGAAAAAGUAGAGGAGAUAAUGCGAGAGCUUUACAAAGAGAUUACACCACCUACUACCUCUUCAUCCAACACUUAUCCGCCAACAACAAUCAGCGAGAGCUGCGGGGCUUCGAUGUCCGACUCAUCGUCCACGGUGAUGGCUGGCAUUGAAUUCGUGGGACCCACCAAGAAGAUGCCCAACGUUUGCCGCAGACCGGAAACUGGUCAUCGGAGAACGAGUCGUGGAUAAUGAAAAUGGGGUUUGACGAUGAUAACGAUGUAGGGAUAGCCGGAGGUGGUAAAGGAGAAGCAGACAA
Messenger RNA from Hibiscus syriacus, 537 nucleotides. RefSeq lists its product as uncharacterized. The record is from RefSeq and is a predicted model, not a curated record. NCBI's taxonomy places the organism in Eukaryota, Viridiplantae, Streptophyta, Magnoliopsida, Malvales, Malvaceae. The transcript is spliced from 2 exons. Bases 102 to 470 code for a protein of 122 amino acids.